UUAGAGCGACACAAAUAUGGAUUGUUUGAAAGUUCAUUAAGAAACUUGGCUGCAGAUGAGGAGCAGUUUAACAAGACAUUAAGAAUGCCCUUUUCGUUAUUUAAUGUGCUGCACGAAUUUCUGGAGGCUUCGCUGACCAAAUAUUCAAUCAGAACACCAAUAUCGAGUCGCUGCAGACUAUUUAUAACCCUGAUAUAUUUGGCUCACGGUGGCACUCGGCAAUUCCACACAAUAGUUCACAGGAUCGGCCUGACGACUUUCAGGAAGAUUACGUUGGAGACAUGUAUGACCAUAUGGGAUCUGUUAGCUGACCUGUAUGUGGCGACCCCGUCAGAAACGGAAUGGGGACGUAUUUCCAAUGAGUUCAAGUCGCUGUGGAAUAUGCCCAACUGCGUUGGUUCCAUCGACGGAAAGCACAUUAAUAUUACCUGUCCAGCGAAUUCAGGGUCGAUGUACUAUAAUUACAAAGGCAAUUAUAGUAUCGUGCUUUUGGCCGUAUGUGAUGCCAAUUAUACCUUUACCUGCGUUGACAUCGGAGCAUAUGGAAGUCAAAGCGAUGGCGGUGUCUACCACUUUUCAAAACUGGCAGAUGCUAUUGAAAAUGAUAGGCUCGGCCUUCCACAUGAUCAGCCUCUGCCAGGAGAAACCGAGCCAUUUCCACAUUAUUUAGUAGGAGAUGCUGCUUUUCCCUUACGGCGUUAUUUAAUGCGACCAUAUCCGGGUAGAGGUAUUCCAGAAGAGCAAGAGUAUUUCAAUAAAAGACUCUCUCGUGCAAGAAGAGUUAUAGAAAACGCAUUUGGAAUACUCACUGCCAAAUGGAGAAUAUUGAGAACGACGCUAUGCAUGGCCCCGAAAACUGCAGAACAAAUAGUGAAAGCUUGUAUUGUUUUGCAUAAUUUUAUUAAGCUUUCGUGUGCAAACUAUGUAGCAAGCGAUUUUGUUGAUCGCUACGAAGAGGAUGCCACCAUCGCUGGCUCAUGGCGAAACGAAGUAGUUCCAUUGCCCUCAAUAAGUAGGGUGUCAUCGAACCGAGGCAGUUCAAAUAAUUAUGAUUUAAGGGAUGCUCUGAAGACACAUCUUUUUAACAAUAAAAUUUAA
Rhagoletis zephyria (snowberry fruit fly) is the source of this 1098-nucleotide messenger RNA. RefSeq lists its product as uncharacterized. Lineage: Eukaryota; Metazoa; Arthropoda; Insecta; Diptera; Tephritidae. The record is from RefSeq and is a predicted model, not a curated record.